UCUCUCCACUUUGCAUAACUCCUCUUUUUUCUUAAGCGAUACGAGCUUUUGUCACUCGUAAAAGAUUCCCCCCCAAGGCACGCGGUAACAAGACCCGUUCCACAUUCUUAUAACCUCUAAAGAAACCACCGCUUCGGUUUAGACUUUCAUAGAAAUACUUUUUCAACUCAAUACACUUACCGAAAACCUGGAGUUCUAAAUUUGAACUGUCACCAAACAAUUCUGAUGCUCUGUAAACAAAAACAAAAUAAUCCACGAUUGUCGAAAGAUUUUAUGCAUUUAGAUAUCUUUUGUGCUCCGGAGCUCCAUUUGUAGAAAUCGAUCCGGAUAACAAUUUUUACUAAAUUGCAAUGUUUUCUAAGUAGAUAAUAAGAAAAAAAAUGCUCUUAGAUUCUGAAAAUAGUCAAUUAUUCCUUUCAAUAUACAUGUGCCGUCAAUUCCAGCUUUUAAACUGUGGUGAACAAUAAUAAAAUGUUUAAAAAUAGUCCUUCUCUGUGGCAUAAAAACAAUGAAGAAAUGAUAAAACAUGUGAAAAGAUAGCUGUUAAAUUUCAGUCGACUUGUCUCCGGACUUGAUUGACACGUGUCAACAUAGUUUUUCAAUUUGCCAAAAUUGUUCUCGCUUAUUGUACCUGAAAAAUGAGAUUUUUUUCUUGAAAUUCUUUUCAUUUCACUAAACAAAUGCUCCAAAUGUCAUUUCGUUCUACGUCAAGAGACAAAUCUCCCGAAUCUAAAAAUGCAAGCACUGAAACUGCUUCUUUGUCACCGGAGAUCAAUAGACAGGUUCAAGAAUACAAAGACUCCUUGAAAACAAAGGCAGAGCAAUUGUUGAUGAAAGGUUUUCCUGAGAAAAUAGUAAAACUGAACGAGCUUUUGGAGACACCAAGAUUCUGUAAAAGAGAUCUGACUGAGGUGUAUCAAGAGCUGAAUGUGCCCAUUCCAGAUCCAAUAGUGCUCAACCAUUCCGAAAAUGAACUUAAACAUAAAAAAAUCAAAAUAGACAAUACCUCGGAUGGAAUCCCAACAACUGGAACUAAAGUUAUGAUAUUGCCUAGCGGACCGAUACCAUGCAACAAACCGAUUUGUGAUAUAAUUUGCAUAGUCAAGCCAUACAUACUUCAACUUUUGGAAGACUCCAACGUCUUGAAAAUGUGGGUGUCCGUCAUGAUACCGAAGAUCGAAGAUGGCAACAAUUUUGGAGUAUCUAUUCAAGAGGACACACUCGCUGAAAUCCAAACCGUCGAAAGUGAGGCUGCGGCAUACUUUGAUCAGAUCUCAAGGUACUUCAUUUCUCGAGGGAAAGUACUGAGCAAAGUGGCGAAAUAUCCACACAUUCUUGACUACAGACGAGCGAUACAAGAGCUGGACGAGAAGGAAUUCGCGAGUUUGUGGCUGAUCAUCAGCGAGGUCCGAAAUCGUUAUUGUGCGUUGCACGACCUCGUUAUCAAGAACUUGGAGAAAAUAAAAAAGCCACGUUCGUCAAACGCUCAGUCAUUGUACUGAAGAAGAAAAUGUAUUGUCGGGUAUUCGUAAGAUGCACGACCAGCCUCACGGCAAACAAUUCACAAGAAAAUGGAAAAAAAAAUUGAAGCUUAGAUAAGAACCACGAAAGAAAUAAACAGUUAGAUUCGAAAUGAGCAAACAAAAACUGGAGAUAAACAGCAAUGUCCUCAAUUUUCGUCUGUCUUUUUUUCUGGCUUUAUUUGGAUCGAUAGUCGAUUAACAGAAACUGAGAAUCGUCAGGAAAAUUUUGUCCUACGGUAUUAAUUUAUUUUUUUAUUAUCCUUGUUUUCGAUAAUAAUGAUUGGACGGUUUUUCCGCCGGCUCGAGAAUCAAGAUAUUUUUUCCAACGAUUUUCAGUUCUCCAUUCUUCCUGUCCCCCCCAUCGAUUAACCCGAUUUUGUCAGUAAAACGGAAUAACUUUAUUCUUUUGUUUGCACUUGUAAUCUCUAAUUUCUCGUAAUAUUGUCAACGAUUGAAAUAAAUCAUGAAUUUCUCCAUCCAGUGUAACUUGGCGUUAAAUCCUCUAUGCAUUAAUAAUAAAAACAAAAAAGGAGCAAUAAAUGAAGAAAAACACUA
Venturia canescens is the source of this 2078-nucleotide messenger RNA. RefSeq names its product proteasome regulator gamma (gene REG). The record is from RefSeq and is a predicted model, not a curated record. Gene Ontology annotation, biological process: positive regulation of endopeptidase activity; regulation of proteasomal protein catabolic process; regulation of G1/S transition of mitotic cell cycle. Gene Ontology annotation, molecular function: endopeptidase activator activity. NCBI's taxonomy places the organism in Eukaryota, Metazoa, Arthropoda, Insecta, Hymenoptera, Ichneumonidae. Bases 681 to 1502 code for a protein of 273 amino acids. Gene Ontology annotation, cellular component: nucleoplasm; proteasome activator complex; cytoplasm. The transcript is spliced from 5 exons.